Messenger RNA from Trametes versicolor FP-101664 SS1, 1437 nucleotides. RefSeq lists its product as uncharacterized. The record is from RefSeq and is a predicted model, not a curated record. The transcript is spliced from 4 exons. Lineage: Eukaryota; Fungi; Basidiomycota; Agaricomycetes; Polyporales; Polyporaceae. Bases 1 to 1437 code for a protein of 478 amino acids.
AUGCACCGCUUUGCGUGGUCGUUCACUUAUGCCCCUCUAGAUGUAAAUGACAUCUACCAGAUCAACACGUUUCUCGCAAUCAUCACGUAUAUAUCUGGCAUCCCACUCCUCAAAUCGGAUAUACUCAAGGAGGUGUGGCCGCAUGACACGUUUUACCCCCGGCCUGAACAGGACCAUGUAGUUGUCCCGCACGACCACCGCCUCCUGGCGGAUCCGGACGACGAUCAACCCCGACAGUGGUACGCUUCGUUCGGACCCAGUGGACUCCCAGACUCGGACGUGGCGUACUCCAAGCUCAACACAUAUCUGUUCCGACACCCGGCAGCGUUGAACUUCCAGUUCGUCACCGUGCCAAUGCCCUCGGAUUACUACAUCCCCCUCCUCGCGCUGUUGCCCAACCUGGACGCGAGCAGUGCAUCUGACGAGCAGCUGACUGCAAUCAGGGCCGCAAAAGAGCAUAUAAGUGCCGCUUUGAGACAAUUGUCCCCGUUUCCGGACGAUCGCCUCGAUUGCCUCGUGAAGCUGACUACCUUGGCCGGAGAUCACUUCGCAGAGCUCUCUGGUUAUGACCUCCCUCCUGCCCAAAUCAUACACUUCCUCUGCCAAUGCCCUGACCUGGACUCACUCGACAUAUCGCACAACCCACACGUCACUCUGAGUGACAUCCCCGCCAUCCUCACUGCGGCCCUGUGUCUUCUUCGGUUAAGUGUGUAUGGCUGCAGAGCGAUCGACGGCCAGGAGCUCCUCGGCCUUCUGCGGAAACAGCCGUCACUCUUUCGCACCACUGAAGCGAUCAUCCACCCCGUCUUUUUCACAAUCGAGAAGCCGUCGGAGUACCCAAUCGCGUUCACCUACAUAUGUGCCAACGCCGAAAGGGUUGGCCGCUUGAAUACCAGCGGCGCAAGCAUCCCGCUGUUCACUCCCACCCAGGUGUUACAGGCACUAUGCCUCCUGCUCCCGCCCGCGUGGAACUCCGUUGACGGCCACCAUGUGACGUAUCCCGCGGUGUCUCCCGGCCCCGAGGGCAGCUGGGCCUUUUUCCUCGACUCGAGCCGUGUCGAGAACAUUUUGCCUGGGGAGGCCAGUCAUAUGACAUGGGCGUUCAUACACUAUGCACCGGACGAGGAGCAGAAGUCCAUUGAACCGAGCCUCGACGGCGACAGGGAGGACGAGGAGGACAAAGAGGACGAAGGGUUGAUGCUGGAGGAAGUCACACGGAGAGGCAAAGCCUACGAUCUCCGCGGGUUUCUACGCUGCAUGGCAGAAGAGGGACGGCACCCACCGCCUCCGGAACUCGUCGCAGAGCUUGAGGAUCUGCUGCAGCGGCGGCGCGAGUUUGAUGGACGGCUCGUCUGCCCACUUAUGCAGGACGAGGAUAUUGACAGCUUUGACAUGGAUACUAGUGACAGCUUUGACAUGGAUACUAGUCACUCCUGA